Rhodamnia argentea is the source of this 1440-nucleotide messenger RNA. Its product is annotated as cell division protein FtsZ homolog 1, chloroplastic. Gene Ontology annotation, cellular component: cytoplasm; microtubule; chloroplast. The coding region runs from base 96 to 1355 and encodes 419 amino acids. Gene Ontology annotation, biological process: cell division; microtubule-based process; chloroplast fission. The transcript has 6 exons. The record is from RefSeq and is a predicted model, not a curated record. Lineage: Eukaryota; Viridiplantae; Streptophyta; Magnoliopsida; Myrtales; Myrtaceae. Gene Ontology annotation, molecular function: GTP binding; GTPase activity.
UCGAAAAGGAGAGGAAAUAUGCUGAGAAUCGGUAAUUCGCUAAAACCCUAAAGCCUCCCUCGGGCUCUCCGGUGCAAGAGGAGAGAGUGAGAAAAAUGGCGUCUUCGGUCCACCUGACCAAUCUCAAAGACCUAAUCUCGCCAAACCUCCGCCACACCACCUUCACGCAUUCCAUUUCCAGGGCAAGCUUCUGCUCCAACGUUAGCAAGAGGAGGUCUCCAUGGAGACGGAGCCGGGCAAAAUCAAGCGGCGCGAGCUGCUCCUUCGUCCCCAUGGAGUCGGCCAAGAUAAAGGUGGUCGGAGUUGGCGGUGGCGGCAACAAUGCCGUCAAUCGCAUGAUCGGAAGUGGUCUGCAGGGUGUCGACUUUUACGCCAUAAAUACAGAUUCUCAGGCAUUACUACAGUCUGCAGCAGAGAACCCCCUACAGAUUGGAGAGCUCUUGACUCGUGGAUUAGGUACAGGAGGAAACCCAACUUUGGGAGAGCAGGCAGCGGAGGAAUCAAAGGAAGCCAUAGCCAAUGCUCUUAAAGGGUCAGAUCUCGUGUUCAUAACAGCUGGUAUGGGUGGGGGAACCGGAUCUGGCGCUGCUCCAGUUGUUGCCCAGAUAUCCAGGGAAGCUGGUUAUCUCACUGUUGGGGUGGUUACCUAUCCUUUCAGCUUUGAAGGACGUAAAAGAUCUCUGCAGGCAUUAGAGGCUAUUGAGAAGUUGCAAAAGAAUGUGGACACACUAAUAGUGAUUCCGAAUGAUCGUUUGCUUGACAUUGCUGAUGAGCAGACACCCCUACAGGAUGCUUUUCUUCUUGCUGAUGAUGUCUUACGCCAAGGGGUCCAAGGAAUUUCUGAUAUAAUCACAAUACCUGGACUUGUAAAUGUGGAUUUUGCAGAUGUAAAGGCAGUCAUGAAGGACUCUGGAACUGCAAUGCUUGGUGUAGGGGUUUCCUCCAGCAAAAAUCGCGCAGAAGAAGCGGCCGAACAAGCUACAUUGGCUCCUUUGAUUGGAUCAUCAAUUCAAUCAGCUACUGGAAUUGUCUAUAAUAUCACUGGAGGGAAGGAUAUAACCUUGCAGGAAGUAAACAGAGUUUCCCAGGUGGUGACAAGUUUGGCUGAUCCUUCUGCAAACAUCAUAUUCGGUGCUGUUGUCGAUGACCGAUAUAAUGGUGAGAUUCACGUGACUAUCAUUGCGACAGGUUUCUCGCAAUCUUUUCAGAAGACGCUUCUCACUGACCCCAAGGCUUCCAAACUAAUUGACAAAGUAGCAGCUCAAGAAAACAAGGGCAUGCCUCUGCCUCUCAAAAUUCCCGCCUCUCCUUCCCCUGUUAAUUCCAAGUCUCCACCGCGAAGGCUCUUCUUCUGAUUAGACUAAUCUUUAUACUUCUUUAUUUUGCGUUUUGUCUAAUGUUGUGAAGCGCAAUUGUUUGCUUAGUCCUGUACUUAAUUCA